Messenger RNA from Clarias gariepinus (North African catfish), 1404 nucleotides. It is a transcript of the gene guk1b, whose product is annotated as guanylate kinase 1b. Gene Ontology annotation, molecular function: GMP kinase activity. NCBI's taxonomy places the organism in Eukaryota, Metazoa, Chordata, Actinopteri, Siluriformes, Clariidae. Gene Ontology annotation, biological process: purine nucleotide metabolic process. The record is from RefSeq and is a predicted model, not a curated record. Gene Ontology annotation, cellular component: cytosol. The coding region runs from base 82 to 753 and encodes 223 amino acids. The transcript is spliced from 9 exons.
AGAUAGAUGAAUGCCUGUAAUCUGAUUGGCUGAAAUGAGUGGGGGCGGAGUGAUGAUGGCUGUUAUUAAGAUGAGCAAGGGAUGCCAGGACCGAGGCCAGUAGUUCUGAGUGGCCCAUCAGGAGCAGGAAAAAGCACUCUGCUCAAGAGGCUGAUGCAAGAAUAUGAGGGAGUGUUCGGAUUCAGUGUCUCCCAUACAACCAGGAAUCCUCGUCCUGGAGAAGAGAAUGAAAAAGGACUGAAUUGUCUCCCAAUGCUUCUGGGGGCAACAUUACUGCCCGUAGCAGACAUCAUGUCCUCUGUAUCUUCUGAAGAUUAUCACUUCACCACCCGGGAGAAGAUGCAGGAAGGCAUUAAUAAUGGCGAUUUCAUUGAGAAUGCAGUGUUUUCAGGAAACAUGUAUGGCACCAGUAAGUCAGCCAUAGAGGACGUUCAGGCCCAGAACCUGAUCUGCAUUCUGGACAUUGACCUUCAAGGGGUCAAAAACAUCAAGCAGACAGACUUAAACCCCAUCUACAUCUCUAUCCAGCCUCCAUCAAUAGAGAUCCUGGAGCAGCGUCUCAGAAGCAGGCAGACAGAGACAGAGGAAAGUCUCCAGAAACGUCUGGAAGCGGCCCGUAUCGACAUGGAACUUAGUAAGGACCCAGGCAUCUUUGACAUUGUCAUCAUUAAUGAUGACCAGGACACAGCCUAUAAGGCACUAAAAUGUGCUCUUAUUGAAGAGAUUCAGAAGGUUCAGGAUGGUAAAAAGUAAAAGAACGAAAGCACAGCUAUCAUUUUCUCUUAGGAAUUGGACAAGGAGCCACCCCUUCCAGCCUUUGAGGAGCACAAAACUAUACAUUUUUCCAUUUAUGAGAGACACAUUCAUUAUGUUAUUAAAAUAAACAUGUGAUAUAUCGAAUUUUUUAACAUUCUAUGUCAUACAACAAUCUGUCAUGAUAAAAAAAUGUUUUGUUCAUACUUUACAUUGUUACGUGUUUUUGCAAAUAUGCAAAUAUGAAACCGACGUCUUAACUAUAUGACUGGUAUAAGGGUACAGUUAUAACAUAUUAUGUAUUAUGUUAUGUGUAAUUAUGCAUAUAGGUUAGAAAAAUACAUGGCUGAAUUAUGAUAAUAAUGAUACACUAGAAUGUUGUGGACUUCAAGGUGCUACAGGUAUUAGAUUAUUGUAUUUAAUCUAUAGAAUCUAAAAAUAAAUAUCCCGAAUGUAACUUCAAUGUUUAUUCAAAUACAUGUUUAAACAUGAAGUACUUACAGUUGUGUGUACUUUCAUGUAAUAAUAAAUAUACAGCACUUCAGUAGAAAACAUUUUAGAAAAAUUGACUGUACUUUAUUUUCUUUGUUCUGUUCUGGCAACCAAAAGAUGUGCCUAUUGUAUAGACUUGAGAUCAUGUCUAAAAAGCAC